Thamnophis sirtalis is the source of this 438-nucleotide messenger RNA. NCBI's taxonomy places the organism in Eukaryota, Metazoa, Chordata, Lepidosauria, Squamata, Natricidae. The record is from RefSeq and is a predicted model, not a curated record.
GAUGCAGGAGGCAGUCAUCACAAAGUUUCCGUUUCUCCUGUGGUCCAUGUCCGUGGUCUUUGUGAGUCAGUUGUGGAGGCAGACCUUGUGGAAGCUCUUGAAAAAUUUGGUACCAUAUGUUAUGUGAUGAUGAUGCCAUUUAAACGCCAAGCUUUGGUAGAAUUUGAGGAUAUUGAAAGUGCCAAAAAGUGUGUUACUUUUGCAGCAGAUGAGCCAGUAUAUAUAGCAGGACAGCAAGCAUUUUUCAAUUACUCUACAAGCAAAAGAAUAACUCGUCCAGGAAACACUGAUGACCCAUCUGGUGGGAACAAAGUUCUGCUGUUAUCAAUUCAGAAUCCUUUAUAUCCAAUUACUGUGAAUGUCUUGUAUACAGUAUGCAAUCCUGUUGGGAAAGUACAACGUAUUGUCAUAUUUAAGCGAAAUGGAAUACAAGCCAUG